GGUGUGGUGAGAGAGUGCUGUGAGCAUGGGUUCUGGCUCCUCCUCUUAUGCUCCCAGAGCUAUCUACCUGGAUAUUGAUGGCAAAGUGCAGAAGGUGCUUUUCAGUUCCCACUGCAGCCCGUGUGACAUCAAAGAGCUGCUGUAUUCCUCCUCUAACAUCCCCAGAAACACAGCCAUUAUGAUGGUGGACCCUGCAGGUGCUCUUGUAUCAAUCGAUCCCACAAUGCCCACCAACACCCCCAACUCACUGUACAAAGUUGUUCCGGUGUCCACUGGCCAGCUGGGGGAAAAGGAGGAUAUGUUUCAGAAUGUGCUCUCGCAGGUAGCAGAGCAGUUCAGCAGAGCAUUCAGGAUUAAUGAACUGAAAACUGAGGUGGCCAAUCGGCUGGCUAUGCUGGAGAAGAGAGUAGAGUUGGAGGGGUUGAAGGUUGUGGAGAUUGAAAAGUGCAAACACGACUUGAAGAAGCUCAGAGAUGAGAUGAGGUCCAGAGCUGGAGGAAGAGUGAAUUGUCCGUGCAAGUACAAUUUUACAGAUGAUGGAAAGAAGUUAACCCCUAGACGUGAUGUUCCGAGCUACCCCAAGUACACACUUUCUCAGGAGACCAUUGAAGCGCUGAAGAAACCAACCUUUGAUGUUUGGCAUUGGGAGCACAAUGAAAUGCUGAGCUGCCUGGAGUACAUGUAUCAUGACUUGGGUCUUGUGAAGGAGUUUAACAUGAACCCAAUCACUCUCAAACGCUGGCUGCUGGCCAUUCAAGAGAAUUAUCGCACCAACCCCUUCCAUAAUUUCCGUCAUUGUUUCUGCGUUAGUCAGAUGAUGUACGGCAUGAUCCACCUCUGCAACCUCCAGGAAAAGCUCACGCUGACAGAUCUGGGCAUUUUAAUGACUGCUGCAGUGUGUCACGACUUGGACCACCCCGGAUACAACAACACGUACCAAAUCAAUGCCCGCACUGACUUGGCUGUCCGCUACAAUGACAUCUCGCCCCUGGAGAACCAUCACUGUGCUGUGGCCUUCCAGAUUCUCUCAUUGCCCGAGUGUAACAUUUUCGCAAACGUGGACCCAGAAUCCUUUAAACAGAUCAGACAGGCUAUUAUCACACUGAUUUUGGCAACGGACAUGGCCAGACAUGGCGAGAUUCUGGACUCUUUUAAGCAUAAAGUGGACUAUUUCGAUUUCACCAAUGAGGAGCAUGUGACUUGCAUGAAGAUGGUCCUCAUCAAGUGCUGUGACAUCUCCAAUGAAGUCAGGCCUUCAGAGGUGGCAGAGCCGUGGGUGGACUGUCUGCUGGAGGAAUACUUCAUGCAGAGUGAUAGAGAGAAAUCAGAGGGGCUUCCUGUGGCUCCCUUCAUGGACAGAGAUAAAGUGACCAAACCUACGGCUCAGAUCGGCUUCAUUAAGUUUGUCCUCAUCCCCAUGUUUGAAACGGUCAUGAAGCUCUUCCCUCAGAUCGAGGAGAUAAUGGUACAGCCUCUCAGAGACUCACGCGACCAUUACGAGGAGCUGAAGCAAAUUGAUGAUGUCAUGAGCGAGGCAAGGAAGAAAAAAAUAGAAAAUAUGUCAUUAGGAGGGAAGAAGAAAUAA
Messenger RNA from Triplophysa dalaica, 1585 nucleotides. RefSeq names its product phosphodiesterase 9ac (gene pde9ac). NCBI's taxonomy places the organism in Eukaryota, Metazoa, Chordata, Actinopteri, Cypriniformes, Nemacheilidae. Gene Ontology annotation, biological process: cGMP catabolic process. The transcript has 18 exons. The coding region runs from base 26 to 1585 and encodes 519 amino acids. The record is from RefSeq and is a predicted model, not a curated record. Gene Ontology annotation, molecular function: 3',5'-cyclic-GMP phosphodiesterase activity.